Molecule: messenger RNA, 2336 nt
Organism: Myripristis murdjan (pinecone soldierfish)
Lineage: Eukaryota; Metazoa; Chordata; Actinopteri; Holocentriformes; Holocentridae
Product: MOB-like protein phocein
Exons: 9
Coding region: 315-1094 (259 amino acids)
Cellular component (GO): mitochondrion; mitochondrial matrix
Molecular function (GO): protein-folding chaperone binding; protein folding chaperone; metal ion binding
Source: RefSeq, a predicted model, not a curated record
GCCAGUUGCAAUGGCGUGAAAACACCCCCCAAAAAAAUCACCAUAAAUGAUCAUCUCGCCCAAUAAAAACAUAUCGUGUUCACGCGUUACAAGUGCACGGGUUUCAGUGGUUAUUAUGACUGAAAGUGAGAGCAAAAACUAGAUAAAAAUCUGCGGUGAACGGUCAUCGACCAAGUUCAGGGUGACGCAGUGCGCAUGCGCGGAGCCGUUCUGGAUAUUUCCUCACGUGGGGAGUCUCUCCUUCAGUGUGUCAGCUCCACGCCGACCCUACACCUCCGUCUCCCUCUCUCUCUCUCUCACACACACACGCAGACAUGGCCUUUAGAAAAUUCCUGCCCAUGUUCGACCGGGUGCUUGUGGAGCGCUUGGCGGCAGAGACGGUGACGAAGGGUGGCAUCAUGCUGCCAGAGAAGUCGCAGGGCAAAGUGCUGCAGGCCACAGUGGUGGCAGUAGGACCCGGCUCAGUCAAUCAGGAUUUCUACAACUGGCCGGAUGAAUCAUUUGAGGAGAUGGACAGCACCCUGGCUGUCCAACAGUACAUUCAGCAGAACAUUCGGUCGGACUGCUCCAACAUCGACAAGAUCCUGGAGCCUCCAGAGGGCCAGGACGAGGGCGUGUGGAAGUACGAGCACCUCAGGCAGUUCUGCCUGGAGCUCAAUGGAUUAGCAGUUAAAUUGCAAAGUGAGUGCCACCCAGACACCUGCACCCAGAUGACAGCCACAGAGCAGUGGAUCUUUCUAUGUGCUGCCCACAAGACGCCCAAAGAGUGCCCUGCCAUCGACUACACCAGGCACACGCUGGACGGAGCUGCCUGCCUUCUCAACAGCAACAAAUACUUCCCCAGCAGGGUUAGCAUCAAGGAGUCGUCGGUGGCCAAGCUAGGCUCUGUCUGCCGUCGUAUCUAUAGGAUAUUCUCUCACGCUUACUUCCAUCACCGUCAGAUAUUUGAUAAGUAUGAGAAUGAAACGUUCCUGUGUCACCGGUUCACACGUUUCGUAAUGAAGUACAACCUGAUGUCCAAGGACAACCUGAUCGUCCCCAUUCUGGAAGAGGAAGUGCAGAACACCUCAUCGGCUGGGGAGAGCGAGGCCUAAGAUACAACUGCUGCCAUAAGGGAGACACGUGCACGCACACACACAAACAACACGCACACGCACACACUCACAUUGAAAUGAAAUUUUACACACACUACAGAGGAGAUUCAUUCAAGUUACCGGCAUUCAAACACCUCCACAUACAGCACACACACUCAAACACACUACAGUGUAUUAUGGCUCCUGUCCAGCAGCGCUGUUUAUGUCCCUCCUCCUUAGUCACCUGUGUGUGUCUCAAAGGACGUAAGGUUUUAGGUUAUUGGGUUCAGAGUCCAGCCAUGCCUGCAAAGGGAUGAGAUGGGAUUUUCCACUUUUGCAGCCUUCUCUGUCCACUGAGAUUCACACUCGUGUCUACGCCACAGGGCAGAUGCAGUCGUCUCUGGAUUCAGCCGUGCUCUCACACUACUCCUGUAGGGAAAUAUUUGCUUUAAUCUUUUGAGCAGCUGGAUUUGCAAACCUAUGUAAUCAUGGUGAUCUGUGUUGUUGACAAAAGGCACACACUGACAGCCGCCCCCCCCUCUUGUAUAUAACCCCACCUCCCUGUCUUUUAAUUCACUAUCAUGUUUUCUGAUGGUGCUUCACUUUUUCUGUUUCUCUGUCUUCCCUGUUGCUUCUGUUUUCUAUCUGCUUGUGUUGCUUACCAGCUGGUUUGGGGGUAUCCCAUGGAAUGGAUCACUAAAUUAGCCUGCUGACUUCAAAAUGCUAUAAAAAAAAACACAUAACAUAGACGUGGCUUGUGUAGUAGUGAUCAAAGAAACUUAAAACCUAGCUUUUGUAAGUGUACUAGCAGUAAGUUAUGCUAUUUCUCUCUCUAUAUGGCCUCUGAAAUGUUAUUUCAGAAUAUUUAGGAAGGUUUGUUGGCUAACUCUCUGAUCCUGCUUUGUGACAUGCCCCCAUUUUAAUACUAUGUAAAAUGUUUCUGAUGUUCCCUUUUCCUUGAUGUAAUAUUAACUGAUGUAACAUGACCUGAUUGGCAAAAGCUGCACUGCUCAAAGCCAGUUUUUCCUGGUUCAAAGUGUUUCAGAAAAGAAAAUACUGCAAGGAAGGGUGGAACAUAGGCUACAUUUUCAGUGUUGGAGCACAACCUCCUUUUUCCUCUUACCCUCCCCCUCAUUAAGUUAUUUUGUGGGAGGAGUCUUGUCUAUCCGACCCACUUUUUAUUUUUUUAAAUGGACUAAAAAUUUUGUUACUGUCGACAUUUUCAUGAUGUCUGUUAAUAAAAAAAAAUAAUCUGUUACCCAG